Messenger RNA from Gregarina niphandrodes, 2016 nucleotides. RefSeq lists its product as hypothetical. Bases 1 to 2016 code for a protein of 671 amino acids. The record is from RefSeq and is a predicted model, not a curated record. The transcript has a single exon. Lineage: Eukaryota; Apicomplexa; Conoidasida; Eugregarinorida; Gregarinidae.
AUGAGGGAUGCUAAUGACGAGAGUUCCUUACUGGUCCAAAUUCGAGAGUUCGAAUCUCACCAACAAGAAGACUCCAACCAAGGCCAAGAGGAAAACAGUCCGAAAGCUGGGCAAAAGGGAACCACUGAAGAGAGCCCAUCGACAACAAAUACACCCGACUCGUCGGCACCACCUGCUGCAUUGCCCACAGGCCUACAAUAUAACAUCGAAAAACCUUUUCCGGUGGACGGUGUAAGAACCCCUGUGGGGGACCGACCACGCCCUCGGGGAGAGACAUCACUAUAUGCGGGCGGAGAAAGGUCACCGUAUCCGGGCGGAGAAAGGUCACCGUAUCCGGGCGGAGAAAGGUCACCGUAUCCGGGCGGAGAAAGGUCACCGUAUCCGGGCGGAGAGCGACCAUAUGCGUUUGACAAUGAGCCUUUCGGCAGUUCUUUUGCCGGCUGUGACCGCGCCUGUGGGCGACGUGAGCGACAGCCGGGCCGUCUGUUGGAAUCGACGCCGCUGGAGCCGGUAGCCUUGGACCCGAACGUGUUUGCGUCGUACGCCGUUGGGUCUGGUGGCCACGCUGGAGCGAGACACGUCGGGUCUGCAGGACCCUUGGGGUCUGCAGGACACCCGGGGUCUGCAGGACACCCGGGGUCUGGAGGACACCCGGGGUCUGUCGGGCGCCUUGCGUCUAUAUCUGAGAUCGAGGCUGCUCUGGUUCCAGUUCCGCCGGGUGCAAGAGAGCGGGAGUGGACGGACCAGGAGUCCAAGUGCACGAUGCUGGAGGCGAGAGAGCAAGAAGACGAGCUGACUACCGUGGGGGCCCCUUCAUCUUCGUCUACGGCCACAGGAGCUGUGCGGUACCCCGUGGGUCCGGUGGGCGGCAGUCACGUACUGCCGACGGCACAGGACCUGCGGGUGCCGCAUUACCUCGGUGGGUCUUUCCCAGUGCCGCCGAUGGAUGAACGCCGUUUGCGGUAUGAGGAAUCAGCUAUUCUGGACCCCAGCGCCUGCGUGGUGUUGGACGAAACUCCCUACUACGAGUCCGAAAGCCGGCGUCCUGCUGCCAAGUUCAUGUCUCAAGCGCGUCUUGACUCUCAAGCACGACUUGACGCUCAAGCACGACUUGACGCUCAAGCACGACUUGACGCUCAGGCCCGACUUGACGCUCAAGCACGACUUGACGUUCAAGCACGACUUGACUCUCAAGCACGACUUGACCCUCAAGCACGACUUGACUCUCAGACACGACUUGAUCCCCGGACCCCUCACUACCGCCCUCAGCGUUACUUGGCGGCUAUCCAAGACGACUACAUUUACGACGAACCACAACCCGUGUCGCCAGCCACCAGUCUCGGGACCUCGUAUCGGCCGUUGUCUCAUGACAUGUCUCAUGACUUGUCUCACGACGUGUCUCGAGACUUUUACCUUCGUCAGACGGCGGCUCAAGAUCCGACGGAAUGGCGCGACGAACCAUUGCCUCAGGGUGUUCCGUUAAUUCUUGGGCCCAGCGGGCAGUGGCGACUCUGUCCCAUUACCGAGCCUCCUCCGGUCUACUACGACAGCGCCUGGCGAUAUACUGGCCGGGCACCUGCGAAAAUGACUUCCCGCAGGAGGUACUCCUCCUUGACUCACGACCGGUGGCUAAAUGACGCGGAUCACCGUCGUGACGUGGAUAGGCUGAGUGUGGAUCGACUAAGUCUAGACAGGGUGAAUUUGGACAGACUGAACGCGGAUAGACUGAAUGACAGAACGAGCCCGAUUGGCGCUGAUUCGUUCGACGGCGGCAGACAGACAGAUGGUGGCAGACUCUCAGCUGAAUACAGGCUGGCCGCCGGGGAGUCCCGCGUCGGUGAUUGCCGAAAUGUAGGUGACGCAAGACUCGCUGUGGACCCUCGGGCGUCCGCUCAAGGUCUAAUUGAUGAGUACACUCUGCAAGACUCAAUCCGACAAAGUUCUCACUGGAAUGGUGAUAUGGAUGACGUGGCUCCAAGAAGAAUGAUUGAUGGCUACCGCCGCUGGCGGUAUUGA